GAUUCUGUAUUAUUAGCAUAAUGUAAGAAAAGAAACCAAGAUGAAAUCUGGAACUUUCUUAUUAGAUGCAUCCAAAUAGUAUGGUUCCUGGAUCCUGGAUACAACAGAUUUUCUCCCUUGCUGGAAAAGUAGCAAGUAGGAUUUUCCCUUUUGUUUCUAAAUUGGUAAUGGUAAUUAUAUUAUAUCUUGUCCUCUGUGGCUUAUAUCAGUUCAAAAGGGACUCGAGAAUAUGGAGUGUUACUUAACCUGUCAUCUCAUUGAUUAGUAGGCACUCCCUUUAUGGUCAAAUUAAAACUUAUGAACAGAAAUAUAAAUGAGUGAACCUUUUGUUAUGUUCUAGAUAUGCAUGUCUUCAUAACAGAAGCUGAAUGCUCUGUCCUAUGUCUUUUGGGACUCUAGGAAGCAUUUUUUACUUCCCAGGUGAAGCUGAUGUUACUACCUUUGGAGACCAUACUGAAUUACUGACACCACCUUGUUGGUUGUUUUGGAAAAUGUGUUCAGAAUUAAGGAGACAAAUCUUGAAUUUCUGUCAGAACAUUUAUGCCAAAUCCAUAUUUGUUCUCAUCUGAAUGAUUUAUGCAAUACAGAAAAGAAAAGGGACGUCGUCAGGUGACAGAACACCACCACCAAUUGAGUCUUCUACAGGAGUAGAGGUGUCUAUGUCAUGUGAAUAUUCUUUUGAUGAUAAUACUAUAAUUAUCAUUAUAUUUUUAUUUGCUUGCUUCUAUCACACUUCUGUAAGGACUCAUGAGUCUUCAUGUUAAAACUGUAAAGUUAAGUUAGUAAUGUACUUAUAAACUUUUUGGCUAUAGUGUUAGUGUAGAAAUGUUUAGCCAGUAGUCUAAUUUGUCCACCUGCUUUUUAUUGAGCUUCUUAAUUGUUUAACAAUGAUUUGCUCUGUCAACCAAGGAGUGUAAAUAGAAGAAACAUAACCGUUGACUAUUUUUAGAAUGACACAUAGCUGAUAGCUAAUUUUAGCUCUUGAAAUCCCUCCUGAUUAACCAUUCUUUCACAUAUUGUAAAAAAAAAGCCCGUUCUUUCACAUUCAUCUAUUCUUAGUGACUUAUAAUGGCCAAAAUCCCGCCUUUCCAUUCCUUUCGCAUUCCUCUAUUAUUAGAAACAUCUAAUGGUUUGUUACUGUAAAAGAAACUUCUAAUGAUUUGCUUCAUUUCUUUUGAGUUUUUUUCUCUGUUGGGUUAGGAAAGAAAUAUAAAAAGGAGAAAUUCUAAAGAAAACUCGGCUCUUGCUUAUCUCUAUCUUCUGUUCUGGAUCCAAAUUCAUUUUGCCUUGCUGUUUCUCGGAUCUCCUCUCUGUUCAAGGAUUGUAAUGGGGAGUAGGCGACAUAAUGUUUUCUUGAAGGGGAAUAACAUACUGAUACCAGGUUGUUGGUUCUUGUUAUUGGCAUGUGCCUUCACACCAAGCUAAAAUUUCCAAAGUUCAGCUGCCUCCCAAAGAUAUUGGCCAGAAACACUGCAAAUAUUGGCCUCAAUCUGAUUCACUCAUUCAAAAAGGCAUCGCAUGUGCUUAUGGGCUGCCUUUGCUCAAAAGGCGCCAAAGAUCAUGUUGAUGCCACUUCUGAAAAGAGAACACCAUCAAGAAAAGAUGGCCCUGCAGCUGCAGCAAGUGUCAAGACUGCAUCAGAUGGCAGCAAAGUCAUGCCAGAUGUCGGAGACAACGUCGUUGUAUCUUUUGAUGUUCGGAUCAGCAGUAGUAACAAUGCAGAGUUGAAUGCUGGGUGGCCGGCUUGGCUCGUUAAUGUGGCGCCUAAAGCAGUGGAAGGCUGGUUGCCUCGGCAAGCCGAUUCAUUUGAGAAAUUAGACAAGGUCGGACAAGGAACUUACAGUAUUGUGUAUAAAGCUCGAGAUCUCGAAACAGGGAAGAUUGUUGCACUAAAAAAGGUGCGGUUCACUAACAUGGAUCCUGAAAGUGUGCGCUUUAUGGCUAGAGAAAUUCAUAUUCUUCGGAGACUGGAUCAUCCAAAUAUCAUAAAGCUUGAAGGGAUUGUAACAUCUCGUGCGUCGCAAAGCCUAUAUCUUGUUUUCGAAUACAUGGAACAUGACCUUUCUGGUCUUAUUGCAUCCCCAAGCCUCAAACUCACCGAGCCGCAGAUAAAGUGCUUCGUUCAGCAGCUGCUUCAUGGUCUUGAUCAUUGCCACAAAAAUGGAGUUCUGCAUCGAGACAUCAAAGGCUCGAACCUCUUGAUUGAUAGCAAUGGAACACUAAAGAUUGCAGACUUUGGCCUGGCUAUAACUUAUGAUCCCAACAAUCCGCAACCUCUAACUAGCCGUGUUGUGACAUUGUGGUACAGACCACCAGAGCUCUUGCUUGGUGCCACAGAGUACGGUGUUGCCGUAGAUAUGUGGAGUACAGGGUGUAUUGUUGCAGAACUGUUUACUGGGAAACCAAUCAUGCCAGGAAGAACCGAGGUGGAGCAAAUUCACAAGAUCUUUAAACUAUGUGGGUCACCCAUGGAAGACUAUUGCAAUAAAUCAAAGGUGCCAGAAACAGCCAUGUUCAAGCCUCAGCAACAAUAUAGGCGGUGUGUUGCUGAGACUUUCAAAGUUUUUUCUCCUUCAGCUGUAGUUCUCAUAGACUCCUUGCUUUCGUUAGAACCGCAAGUUCGUGGAACAGCUUCCUCAGCUCUUCAGAGUGAGUUUUUUAGAACAGAGCCACUUGCUUGCGACCCUUCAAGCCUACCGAAUAUUCCACCAAGCAAAGAGUAUGAUGUUAGACUCAGGCAAGAGGAAGCUAAGAGGCAAAAAAAUGCAGCUCUUGGUGGACGAGGAGCUGAAUCUUUCAAACCAGGAAACGAGAAUCAUGUAACCAGUCAUGCUAUUAAUGGUGCGGCAGAAUCGAAGGAACACACAAAUACCAGUUCAAGGUGCAACAGUGUGAAGUUCAACCCAGAGGACAGUGUGCCAGGGUUCAGGGUGGAGCCACGGCCAUCGCCAACCACAGUGCAGGCUCCUGGAUAUGGCUCUGCAUGGAACACGGCGGGUUUCACCGACCAUUCAGCGGUGCCUAGUCGUGUCUGCAGUUCCGUUCAUGUCGCAAACACCGCUGCCUCAAGGGCCAAGGCAUCGUCGCAUUCACAUAUACCGCAGUUUGGCACGACAGAUCUGAGGAAUGCAGCUGAUCAGGUUGCUGAUCAGAAUGAGCCACCUGAUAGGCCUGCAUCGUCUCACAAGAAGAACCCUCCAGAGGUGAAGGACAACAUGAACCACGGAAGGAAGUUCAGAAGGAUCCAUCACUCGGGGCCAUUGGUGCCCCCAGGAGGCAACAUGGAGGACAUGCUCAAGGAGCACGAGAGGCACAUCCAGGAGGCGGUGCGCAAGGCGCGCUUCGGCAAGGUUGCUAGGGAGCUCUGAGAACGCGGACUGGAGGUCAGAGUUGACAGGACCAAUUCGUUCUGCCGUUUCAAGUUGCUGCAAAUUAAGUCCCCCUCUGUAUAGUGUUGUAGCAUGUGAUAGUGUACAUUUGGAUUCUCAGAUAGAUAGGAUAGUGGGUUGUUUAAAGUAAGCUGAAGAGCAUGGCUGAAUUUAUAGGUCUCGUUGCCCUUUUUUCCUCGGUGUAUAUAUAGAACCUGAAUCUAGAGCUUUGUUAAGGUUUGGAACACUUGAAUUGUAAGUUUUUUCAUUCACCCUC
Brachypodium distachyon (stiff brome) is the source of this 3645-nucleotide messenger RNA. Its product is annotated as probable serine/threonine-protein kinase At1g09600. Lineage: Eukaryota; Viridiplantae; Streptophyta; Magnoliopsida; Poales; Poaceae. The transcript is spliced from 9 exons. Gene Ontology annotation, molecular function: ATP binding; RNA polymerase II CTD heptapeptide repeat kinase activity; cyclin-dependent protein serine/threonine kinase activity. The record is from RefSeq and is a predicted model, not a curated record. Bases 1404 to 3368 code for a protein of 654 amino acids. Gene Ontology annotation, cellular component: cyclin-dependent protein kinase holoenzyme complex; nucleus. Gene Ontology annotation, biological process: positive regulation of transcription elongation by RNA polymerase II; protein phosphorylation.